This is a messenger RNA of Lactuca saligna, 2025 nucleotides long. Lineage: Eukaryota; Viridiplantae; Streptophyta; Magnoliopsida; Asterales; Asteraceae. The record is from the annotation of a GenBank genome assembly.
AUGUUCCCAAUAAUUCGUGAAAAUGCUGCGAUUCAACAAAAUAGAUUUUAUCCUCAUAUAUUGCGGUGGUUUCAUGUCAGGAGGUUGAAUUGGGAAGGAGUUUGCGAUGUUUUCAAUGUUGACGAGGACGAGGCGCAUCAACCCAAAAGAAAAAUGAUUGCCUCAGAUGUGGAGUGCUCUACUCCAAAUUAUUUUUCAUAUAUUACUAGUUUGAAGGUCGAAUCGUCUGAAGUCCCUUCGUCUGUACGUUUCAACUUUAGAAAAAAUGGGGCAUCUUCGUCUGAUCUAUCCUGUGAAAACAACCAUUCUACCCGGUCCACUGAACGAACUCAUACGGUGGGAAUUAACAAAAGGACUACGCGAGAAAUACUGGCGAGACUUCAAUCUUUGGAGGAAGAAAUCCAAGGAAUGAAAAAUAAAGGGGGAGUUCAAAAAGAGGAUGACUUGGAAACAUAUUUAGACCAAGCUUUUGAGGGGAAUGACAAUGUGGAUGCUAGUUUUCGGAUGCUAAGCCCGAUGAGCCAACAAUUCGGUAGUGAACGGAAAUCAAGUCGAAUAAACGAGGAUGAUGAAUUGGAUAAUCAACCAAAGUUGGAUUGUAGAAAACAAAAACAAAUCGUGAAGAAGAGGAAGAAGAAAAAGAAGGUUGUUGAUAGCGACAUUGUGGAUGCGAAAAAUCAUAUACCCGAGCCUCCUAUUCAAAGACCAAGUCGUCCGGCUAGGAAGUUGAAUUGGGAGGGAGUUUGCGAUGUUUUCAUUGUUGACGAGGACGAGGCGCAUCAACCCAAAAGAAAGAUGAUUGCCUCAGAUGUGGAGUGCUCUACUCCAAAUUAUUUUUCAUAUAUUACUAGUUUGAAGGUCGAAUCGUCUGAAGUCCCUUCGUCUGUACGUUUCAACUUUAGAAAAAAUGGGGCAUCUUCGUCUGAUCUAUCCUGUGAAAACAACCAUUCUACCCAGUCCACUGAACGAACUCAUACGGUGGGAAUUAACAAAAGGACUACGCGAGAAAUACUGGCGAGACUUCAAUCUUUGGAGGAAGAAAUCCAAGGAAUGAAAAAUAAAGGGGGAGUUCAAAAAGAGGAUGACUUGGAAACAUAUUUAGACCAAGCUUUUGAGGGGAAUGACAAUGUGGAUGCUAGUUUUCGGAUGCUAAGCCCGAUGAGCCAACAAUUCGGUAGUGAACGGAAAUCAAGUCGAGUAAACGAGGAUGAUGAAUUGGAUAAUCAACCAAAGUUGGAUUGUAGAAAACAAAAACAAAUCGUGAAGAAGAAGAAGAAGAAAAAGAAGGUUGUUGAUAGCGACAUUGUGGAUGCGAAUAAUCAUAUACCCGAGCCUCCUAUUCAAAGACCAAGUCGUCCGGCUAGGAAGUUGAAUUGGGAGGGAGAUUGCGAUGUUUUCAAUGUUGACGAGGACGAGGCGCAUCAACCCAAAAGAAAGAUGAUUGUCUCAGAUGUGGAGUGCUCUACGCCAAAUUAUUUUUCAUAUAUUACUAGUUUGAAGGUCGAAUCGUCUGAAGUCCCUUCGUCUGUACGUUUCAACUUUAGAAAAAAUGGGAAUGGUAAUGUGGAUGCUAGUUUUCGGAUGCCAAGCCCGAUGAGCCAACAAUUCGGUAGUGAACGGAAAUCAAGUCGAGUAAACGAGGAUGAUGAAUUGGAUAAUCAACCAAAGUUGGAUUGUAGAAAACAAAAACAAAUCGUGAAGAAGAAGAAGAAGAAAAAGAAGGUUGUUGAUAGCGACAUUGUGGAUGCGAAUAAUCAUAUACCCGAGCCUCCUAUUCAAAGACCAAGUCGUCCGGCUAGUUUAUUGAAACCUUCACAAUAUUUAAGCUCUCCAUACAUUUCGUUAUGGAUGGACACGUUGUCGUUGAGUUUGUACGACAACUUGCGAUCUUUUGGCACCGUGAACAUUAUUGAUUUUGUGCGAUUUGAAGAGCUUAUGGAUCACAUGCUACUGGACAUUGGCUACUGGAACCACAUGGAUUUGACCGUUCAGAAAGCAUCCAUUACUGUUACGAAUGUGCCCUAA